Messenger RNA from Homalodisca vitripennis (glassy-winged sharpshooter), 1539 nucleotides. RefSeq names its product PAX-interacting protein 1-like. The record is from RefSeq and is a predicted model, not a curated record. The coding region runs from base 1 to 1539 and encodes 512 amino acids. NCBI's taxonomy places the organism in Eukaryota, Metazoa, Arthropoda, Insecta, Hemiptera, Cicadellidae. The transcript has a single exon.
AUGACUAACCAUGAGCGCGUUGUGGAUGAGAGGUCAGGUGCCUUGGAGGAACAUGCCUUGGAGGAACAUGCCUGGGAGGAACAUGCCUUGGAGGAACAUGCAUUGGAUGAACAUGCCUUGGAGGAACAUGCAUUGGAUGAACAUGCCUUGGAGGAACAUACCUUGGAGGAACAUGCCUUGGAGGAACAUACCUUGGAGGAACAUACAUUGGAGGAACAUGCCUUGGAGGAACAUAUCUUGGAGGAACAUACCUUGGAGGAACAUGCCUUGGAGGAACAUGCCUUGGAGGAACAUGCCUUGGAGGAACAUGCCUUGGAGGAACAUACCUUGGAGGAACAUACAUUGGAGGAACAUGCCUUGGAGGAACAUAUCUUGGAGGAACAUACCUUGGAGGAACAUACCUUGGAGGAACAUGCCCUGGAGGAACAUGCCUUGGAGGAACAUGCCUUGGAGGAACAUACCUUGGAGGAACAUGCCUUGGAGGAACAUACCUUGGAGGAACAUACAUUGGAGGAACAUGCCUUGGAGGAACAUACCUUGGAGGAACAUACCUUGGAGGAACAUACCUUGGAGGAACAUGCCCUGGAGGAACAUGCCUUGGAGGAACAUGCCUUGGAGGAACAUACCUUGGAGGAACAUGCCUUGGAGGAACAUAUCUUGGAGGAACAUACCUUGGAGGAACAUGCCCUGGAGGAACAUGCCUUGGAGGAACAUGCCUUGGAGGAACAUACCUUGGAGGAACAUGCCUUGGAGGAACAUAUCUUGGAGGAACAUACCUUGGAGGAACAUGCCUUGGAGGAACAUGCCUUGGAGGAACAUGCCUUGGAGGAACAUGCCUUGGAGGAACAUGCCUUGGAGGAACAUGCUUUGGAGGAACAUACAUUGGAGGAACAUACCUUGGAGGAACAUACCUUGGAGGAACAUACCUUGGAGGAACAUACCUUGGAGGAACAUACCUUGGAGGAACAUGCCCUGGAGGAACAUGCCUUGGAGGAACAUGCCUUGGAGGAACAUACCUUGGAGGAACAUGCCUUGGAGGAACAUAUCUUGGAGGAACAUACCUUGGAGGAACAUGCCUUGGAGGAACAUGCCUUGGAGGAACAUGCCUUGGAGGAACAUGCCUUGGAGGAACAUGCUUUGGAGGAACAUACCUUGGAGGAACAUGCCUUGGAGGAACAUACCUUGGAGGAACAUACAUUGGAGGAACAUGCCUUGGAGGAACAUAUCUUGGAGGAACAUACCUUGGAGGAACAUGCCUUGGAGGAACAUGCCUUGGAGGAACAUGCCUUGGAGGAACAUACCUUGGAGGAACAUACAUUGGAGGAACAUGCCUUGGAGGAACAUAUCUUGGAGGAACAUACCUUGGAGGAACAUACCUUGGAGGAACAUACCUUGGAGGAACAUGCCCUGGAGGAACAUGCCUUGGAGGAACAUGCCUUGGAGGAAAAUGCCGCGGAUGAACAUGGUGGAAUUUCACAAUAUUGUAGUUUACAUUUUACUUUCACAACCAAUCGUCCGCAAUUUUUGUGUCUCUGCUGA